AUGGAUUUAUUAACGUCAUAUUAUUUUAUUAACAAUAUUAAUCGCGAAAACAGUACGAAUACUACUAAAAAUAAUAAAAGUACUAAUAACGAUACAAGUAUUGACUAUACUUCUAGACAAAUAUCUGCUAUUACACCAAGCCCCGAACAACAUAUUAAUAACAAGCAAAAGAAUAAUAAUAAUAACAACUCCAAUAAAAAAAGUGUUGUAACUCAUAACAAUAACAAUAUAAAGUCUAAUGCUCUUUUAUGCAAGAUUGCUAAGUACCUACAUAAACAUGAAUUAAAAAAAUAUAAUGGAAAAAGGACAUUUGAUCACUAUAUUAAUUUUUUAACUGAUAUUAUUAAAAGAAGCAAGUCCACCAAAAAUAUUUUAUUAUUAACUUUAUAUUAUUUAAUUAAGAUAGAUGAAAAUUGCAGAACAACUAGUUCCAUUGGUCCUGGUAUGAGUUCAUAUUGUUCAAAGAGAAAGUUUUUUGGUUGUUUGGUAUUAGCCCAUAAAUAUUUAAAUGACAAAACUUUUAAAAUGGAUUCAUGGUUUAUUAUUAGUGGUGGAGGAUUAAGUAAGUUGGAAAUAUCACAAAUCGAAAGGUGGUGUCUAGGUCAAUUAGAUUAUAAUUUAUAUGUUCGUAACAUCAAUGAUGUGAAAAAUUGGUGUCUACCUCAUUUGUUCGUUUUUAAUAGCCCCGACAAGACCGAUACUGAUUUAAGUGAUUUACUAAAUUAUCAAAGGCAAGAACAAAGCUUGGAAUACUGUCAUUCCAAGAAUCAGAUAUCCUGA
Saccharomycodes ludwigii is the source of this 780-nucleotide messenger RNA. RefSeq names its product Pcl5p (gene PCL5). The record is from RefSeq and is a predicted model, not a curated record. Gene Ontology annotation, molecular function: protein kinase binding; cyclin-dependent protein serine/threonine kinase regulator activity. The coding region runs from base 1 to 780 and encodes 259 amino acids. Lineage: Eukaryota; Fungi; Ascomycota; Saccharomycetes; Saccharomycodales; Saccharomycodaceae. Gene Ontology annotation, cellular component: cyclin-dependent protein kinase holoenzyme complex; nucleus. The transcript has a single exon. Gene Ontology annotation, biological process: regulation of cyclin-dependent protein serine/threonine kinase activity.